Molecule: messenger RNA, 9646 nt
Organism: Triplophysa rosa
Lineage: Eukaryota; Metazoa; Chordata; Actinopteri; Cypriniformes; Nemacheilidae
Gene: ralgapa1
Product: Ral GTPase activating protein catalytic subunit alpha 1
Exons: 42
Coding region: 240-7874 (2544 amino acids)
Biological process (GO): positive regulation of GTPase activity; regulation of small GTPase mediated signal transduction
Cellular component (GO): nucleus; cytoplasm
Molecular function (GO): GTPase activator activity
Source: RefSeq, a predicted model, not a curated record
UCAUGUCGCGGCGUUCUCCGCCAUGUUUGCAGAUCUUCAGAGAGGUGUGUAGUUCACAGAGGAGGGCUGCCUGCUCUUUUUCUUUUGUCCGACCUCCUCUGCAAAAAUGCACCCCUCGCCACUAAUUCAUCACGUUUCCUCACGAGCUGUAACACCUUUUGCUCCGUGAGUCUGUCAGAUCCGCCCAUGACUGAGGGAAUUAACUGAAGAUUAACAUUAGCUUUUCAAAACAUCUCGGAAUGUUCUCAAAAAAACCUCAUGGAGAUGUCAGGAAAUCGACACAGAAAGUGCUCGACCCUAAAAAGGACGUGCUGACAAGAUUGAAACAUCUGAGAAUCGUUAUAGAAAAUGCCGAGCCUCUGGAACUCAAGCACCUUUUCGAGCAGAAUUACUCGCACAUCUACUACGUGUUUUUCGAAAACUUCGUCACCAUCGAGGUCAACCUGAAACAGAAAGGUCACAAAUCACAACGAGAGGAGCUUGAUUCGAUUCUGUUUAUAUUCGAGAAAAUCUUACAGCUGUUACCCGAGCGAAUACAAGGAAGAUGGCAGUUCCACAGCAUAGGUCUCAUUUUAAAGAAACUGCUACACACUGGAAACUCCCUAAAGAUCCGCAGGGAAGGUGUGCGUCUGUUCCUUCUAUGGAUGCAGGCUCUACAACACAACACCCUAAAAGAGCAGCUCUGGAUCUUUGCCUGUCUGAUCCCAGGAUUCCCAGCACCGCAGUCCGAGCUAGGCCCUCGCACCCUGGAUAAUCUCAUCAGCCCUCCUCUGAACCUUCAGGAGUCCCAAGUCACUCCAGAAGAGAUAAGCCCCCUGGUGCCACCCCAGUCCGGAGAUAAAUCCCAGGAGGAUCUAACCGGUUACUUACUGGAGGCUCUUCUUAAAUACAUGGUAAACCAGGCCAAAAGUCUGGAGUGGAAAUGUAAGGAGAAUCACGAAAAGGGGUUCGCCUUCCUUUUCGGCAAUUUUAAAAAGUAUUACCUUCCCCAUAUCUUCCCCAACUUCUCCAAGGAGACCAGUUUGUACAAUCCUAUUCUGGAUGUCCCACCAAUGAGACCAAAGCCUUACUACGUAGUUUUAAAAAGAGACCCAGAGACCAAUGAAGCCCUGUACUGCACUAAAGAGAACUUCCUCAAUGCCAGAGUCAUAUUUAUCCGCUGGCUGGUGUCCUUCUGGUUGGAACCCAGGCCAAACACAGGAACACACAUCCCUGGCAUGGAAGGAGAAAACGUGCCAAAGAAUAUACAGAGAGCGGCAGCAGGCCUAGCUGCCCGAGAAGAUGUGGGACAGAGACAGGACUCUCUGGACGCGGGAGGGGGUGGCGAGCCGGAGCAGUCGCACUCCAACACCAGCACCCUGACCGAGAGAGAGCCCAGCACUUCCAGUCUCUGCAGCAUAGAUGAGGAGCACCUCACCGACAUCGAAGUGGUCCGACGGGUCCUCUGUUCCUCCAGAACCAACGUCAACUUCAUCACGGAGAUCUUUCGACAGGCCUUUCUGCUGCCCAUGUGUGAAGCCGCAGCCAUGCGUAAGGUGGUACGGGUGUAUCAGGAAUGGAUUUCUCAGCAGGAUAAGCCUGUGUUUAUGAGAGAGCCGGAAGAAGACCAAUACUCAAGCCAGCUGGACUCCACCCAUGAGCAAGGAGCUGACAGAGAGAAGGAGGAUAUGACUGUGUCCGUUCACAACCGAAACUCUAAUUGGUGCAGGAGUAGAUCAUCUGACACCGAGAUGCUGGAGCACAACGUUCAUGCUGGUGUUCAGGCUACACUACAGGCUUUCAUCACCAAUUCCUCUAAUGUCUUCCUUCUCGAGGCUGCCAAUGAGAUGAAGACCCUUCUGGAGGAGCAUGUUGACAUGUGCAAGCGUGUGCUCAACAUAUACCGCAGUCUGGUCAUGCAUGAGACCAUGAACCAAAAGAGCUGGGAACAGAUCCUGUUGGUGUUGCUAAGGGUAACCGAAUAUGUGAUGAAGAGGCCUCCAUCCAUCAUGCCUCAUGGCAAGAAGAGUAACACGUUAUCGGGCCGAUUGGCUGGGGCAAUUUUUCAGACUCUGAUCGUGGCCUGGAUCAAAGGGAAUCUGAACGUGUACAUCUCUCGAGAGCUGUGGGACGACCUGCUGUCUGUACUCUCCUCUCUCACAUGCUGGGAAGAGCUGGUCACCGAGUGGUCCCUUACCAUGGAAACACUUACAAAGGUACUCGCUCGCAAUCUUUACAACCUGGACCUGAACGAGCUGCCCCUGGACAAACUUAGCGAGCAGAAACAGAAGAAACACAAAGGCAAAGGUGGCAUCCAUGAGGGGCAGAAAAUUGUUGUGGAUCGCUCUUUCUCUAAAGGCUGGAGUCGAGACCUGCCGGGCCAGGAGGCUGCGAUGAGACAGCGCAGUGCUACCACAGCUGGAUCUCCAGGCGUAGAGAAGGCCAGAAGCAUAGUUAGACAGAAGACAGUGGCUCUGCGUAGUUGCUCUACGGGGGACAGUUUGUUGUCCUCAACCUUUAUCCGCAGUGCUAAAAGCGCACCUGUCCUGAUCCACCCCGUACACCCUCUCCUGCCUGAUUCUGUGCUCACUCCCCUAGCUGAUGAGCUGUCAGACCUGGAGGAACCUCCCAUGGCCCAGCGCGGGCCGCGGACUCGUCACUGCUCUCAGAGCGAGGAGACUCCGUCGUCAGAGGUGUUUUCAGCCUCCGGUGACCUGGAGCAGCCCCCCCUCCCCCGCAGCAGCAGCGCCUCUGACAUCAUGGAGCCCUUCAUCACCGAGCGGGUCAAAGGUGCACUUCCUGUCUCUGACAGUCCCUCUCACUCCACCCACUUUACCACCUCGGCCCAAACCGAGUCCCCUCACUUUACCCCGACCCCACAACCACCCCCCGACAGCCAGGCAUCCCUAGAAUUGGGUGAGAGCAUCUAUGACCACCUCUGCCAGAUGCCAGGGCAGGAACCCCCCUUUAUUCCUGAUUGGUCGUGUCCUGCUGUCGCUCCGGUCAGUCAGAUCGAAGGUGACGGCGAGGAGGACGUCUUCAGUGCUUUCAGGGAGUUUUGUAGCAAAGAGAACGAUUUAGAGGUGUUUGGGGAGAAAUCGGAGACAGGUGCGAACGGCAGGCAAGUGCAGUUUGGAGGAAGUGGGGAUUGGGCUCUGGAGUGGGAUAGAGAGAUGGAGCAGAGCGAGAAAAGUUUGUAUGAGUGUUUAGAGCAGUGCGAUUGGGAUUUGAGCAUUACCCAGAAAGGUGUCAGUCAGGAGGAGCCGCACAUCGUCCCUAGUAUGCAUCCAGCAGAGGGCAGCAAAGUCACACAGUUACACCGGCAGAACGCUACGGAAAGAGUCAGUGAGAGUGAGCUUAGUUCACAGCCGUCCCAAGUAACACAGAGGACCAAACUCUCCCAUUCGGACCCAAAAAAGCGUCACAGCGGUGGGGUGCACGUUAGCUUCCGCCCGUCCACAGAGUCUGUGCUCUUUCACAACCCCUUGGACCCCAAAGAGGCCCACUGGAAGACCCGGCUUCGCCGUCUCGGCCACUUCCAUUCGGUUGGUGGAAGCGGGGCAGCGCCAAAGGUCAAAGAGGGGGUUGGGGAGGGAGUCGUCUGUUGCGAAGUGACGGAGCGGGAUAAAAGCUCCACCAGCGGGGCAAGGCGCGGCAGGCUCGGUCGCCCGACUCUCCGCCCAAGAGGGUCCCGCUCUAGGUCUCAGGAGUCUGGUUGCAGCCCCUCACGGCAGCAGCAGGCGGCGCUGUUGGGUGGUGUGUAUAAGUCUAUGGUCCAUGCCCUCUCCAAACCCAAGGCCCAGGCGGUGUCACCACAGCGGCACGGCAAAGGGCCCGCCACCGAGGCGCACCUGAAGGACCUGUAUGCACACGUAAUGGGCUAUUUUGGAAGAAAAACAUCAGCCAAUAAAGAUGAGCUGACACCCAAAAUGAGGCCCAUGUCCAACGACGCCGGCAACAGCAACCCGAACGUCAGUGAUCUUAUGGAUGAGUUCAUUCAGGAGAGGCUGAGAGCCCGGGGCAAUUCUAGCAUGACAAGACGUGGCAGUAGCCCGGGUAGUCUGGAGAUCCCCAAAGAUCUUCCAGAGCUCCUGAACCGCCAAAACGCCACACGACCUGCGGACGACCCCGGUGUGCCCUCUGAGUGGACUUCACCAGCUAGUGCCAGCGGAAGUGACCUCAUAAGCUCCGAUAGCCAAUCAGAUUCCUUUAACGCUUUUCAGUAUGUCAACAAGUUUGAGAAUUUCAGCUUCCCUCCUGAGACGUGCACUUUGGGCUCUGUUGAUCAGGAUAGUUUGGGGGGAGCAGGACAGACGGCAGAGGAACAGGAGCUGUCCAGCCUUACGACACUCCACAUCGAUUCGGAGACGAGCAGCCUCAGUCAGCACGGCAUAUCGGCUGAUACAGUCACUAUUACCGGUUCAGAGAGCGCGUCUCCCAUGCACUCGCUUGGAGGUUCCCGAUCACAGACGCCAUCCCCGGCCACGCUCACUGCCGAACACGUCCAACAUAAAGACCUGCAGCUGGAUGAGAAAAUGCAUCACUCUGUCCUGCAGACACCUGAUGACCUCGAAACCAGCGAAUUUCCGACGGAGGAUGGCAGCGUGAUGUCCGGAGGUACCUUGACCGGCUGGCACGCUGAUGUCGCCACUGUGAUGUGGAGGAGAAUGCUAGGCAUUCUGGGAGAUGUCAACUCCAUCAAGGACCCUGAAAUCCAUGCACAGGUCUUUGACUACCUCUGUGAACUCUGGCAGAACUUGGCCAAGAUCAGAGACAAUCUCGGGAUCUCCCUUGACAACCAGUCGUCUCCACCUCCGCCCGAUCUGAUUCCACCUCUUCGCAUUCUGACUCCAUGGCUCUUCAAAGCCACUAUGCUUGGCGAACGCUAUAAACAGGGAAAACUCCACGCCUAUAAGCUCAUCUGCAAGAUCAUGAAGAGAAGACAGGACGUUUCCCCUAACUCAGACUUCCUCAUGCACUUCUACAACAUCAUGCACUGUGGCCUGCUUCACCAAGACCAGGACAUCGUAAACACCAUCAUCAAGCACUGUUCUCCACGCUUCUUCUCUAUUGGUCUUCCUGGAGCAACUAUGCUCAUCCUGGACUUCAUCGUGGCAGCGAGCCGAGUGACCGCCUGCUCGUCCCUUAACGCUCCUCGGGUGGAGGCUCAGAUUUUGUUGGGGUCCCUCGUAUGUAUCCCUAACCUGUAUAAGGAACUUCCCGCCCUGCACCCCACAACGGCUGAGAUCAUCAUGACAAAAUUCACAGAUGUCAAGGAGCACAUAAUCAAACACAUCUUGAACUCAGCCAGAGAUGAGCCUUCUGCACCAGCAAGGAGUGUGGCUCUCUGUAGUUUGGGGGUUUGGCUUUGUGAAGAGCUGGUUCAUGGCACGCAACACCCACAGAUCAAAGAAGCACUUAAUGUCAUCUGUGUCACUCUCAAGUUCUCGAAUAAAACCGUUGCCCUGGCGGCCUCGGAUAUCCUUCACCUGCUUAUAAACUACGUGGACGAUCUGCAGAAGUUCCCGCCCAACACUCCAAAGAAAAUUGUGGAGGUCCUUAUUGCAACAAUUACUUACCUUCUGCCGGCCACAGAGUCCUCCCCUCAUGAGCUGGACAAAAGGCUGGUUGUUUCUCUGCUGCUGUGUUUGCUGGACUGGGUCAUGGCUCUACCUCCAAAAACUCUCCUUCAGCCAGUUGAUGGAGCCUCUGACAAAGAGACAAACGAUAAGUCUGUUCUGAGUUGCAUUUAUAAGGUCCUCCAUGGUUGCGUAUACGGUGCUCAAAGCUUUAGUAACCCCAGUUACUUCCCCAUUCACCUGUCAGACUUGAGUAGUCCAGACUAUGACCCCUUCCUACCGCUGGAGAACUUGAAGGAACCGGAGCCUCUCCAUUCGCCCGACUCUGAACGCUCCUCCAAACUGCAGCCCGUCACUGAAGUGAGGAGUCGUAUUCAGCAAGGCCUGAUCUCAAUUGCGGCACGCACGGUCAUAUCCCACCUGGUCAACCACCUGGGCCACUAUCCCAUGAGCGGUGGUCCGGCCACUCUGACAAGCCAGGUGUGUGAGAACCAGGAUAACCCAUACAGCGAGAGCGCAGACCUGACGCCCGAACUCUUUGAUGCACCCAACUUGCAGUUCUUUGUGCUUAAUGGAACCACACUGCUGUCCUACCUUCAAAUCCGGGCAGAGGGUGGUCUGCCCGGAGGCGGUAUGUCGGCUGGCCUCACCACUACCAAUGCCUGUGUACGAGUCAUCGUGAGGGACAUUUCCGGAAAACACUCCUGGGACUCAGCCGUACUGUAUGGCCCACCUCAAUGCAUCAGUCCCAGUCAACCUUUGCACCUUUAUACGUCCUCCACUCCAGCAGGGGAAAGUAGAGAACAUGCCAAAGAUCAGGGCAGUUUAGAGAGUGGCAGUCAAGAAGAGCCAGAGAAUGGAGCGUUUCAUGAGAAUGAGGAGAACCUGGAGAGGGAUGAAGAGGAAGAGAAUGAGAAUGAGGACAGGGAGGAGAUGGAACUUGAGGAGGAGGAUGAAGAGGCAGCACUGGAGCUGAUGGCCCCACAGGCGAAACGGCGGUGCAGAGAAGUCGUCCCAAGCUGGGACUCCCUGCAGGAUGGAGAAGAAGUCCUGGACGAGAUGCUGCAGUACUUGGAAUACUCUAGCCCAGAGUGCCUGCAGCGCACCGGCACACCGCUCAAUAUACCAGCCCCGCCACCCAACUGCGUGUCCGAGAAGCAGGAGAAUGAUGUCAUCAAUGCCAUCUUGAAGCAGUGCGCUGAAGAGCGCGACUUUACACUGCAUUGUGGGAACGGGCUGAACAUGAGAGCAGCGGUGCAGCAAGAGCCAAGCCCUCAGAGACCCCAGUCGGCCUUCUACUACUGCAAACUGCUCCUCAACAUACUGGGCAUGAACUCCUGGGAAAAGAGGAACAGUUUUCACCUGCUGAAGAAGAACGAAAAACUACUGAGAGAGCUGAAGAAUCUGGAUUCCAGACAGUGUCGUGAAACGCACAAGAUUGCAGUGUUUUACGUGGCAGAGGGGCAAGAAGACAAGCACUCCAUAUUGUCCAACACAGCUGGAAGUCAGGCGUAUGAAGACUUUGUGUCAGGCCUGGGCUGGGAGGUCAACCUUACUAGUCACUGUGGAUUCAUGGGCGGCCUUCAGCGUAACAAAAGUACGGGAUUGACCAUGCCGUACUUUGCCACCUCUACGGUAGAGGUGAUGUUCCAUGUGUCCACGCGCAUGCCUCCAGAUUCAGACGACUCGCUCACUAAAAAGUUACGGCAUCUGGGCAACGAUGAAGUGCACAUCGUGUGGUCCGAGCACUCACGGGACUACCGGAGGGGCAUCAUUCCCACUGAAUUUGGAGAUGUGCUGAUCAUCAUCUACCCCAUGAAGAACCACAUGUACAGCAUCCAGAUCAUCAAGAAGCCUGAGGUGCCGUUCUUCGGCCCGCUGUUUGAUGGAGCUAUAGUGGAUGGCAAGAUCUUACCCACAGUCGUGCGAGCCACGGCCAUCAACGCCAGCAGAGCUCUGAAAUCCUUGAUUCCUCUCUACCAAAAUUUUUAUGAAGAGAGAGCGAGGUAUUUGGAAACCAUAGUCCAGCAUCAUUCUGAAGCCACGACGUUUGAGGACUACGCCGCCCGUGUUUUCUGCCCCGCACCUUUCCACUAUCUGCCAUCUGAAGCAGAGAGAAAUGCUGUGAUUUUUCUGCUCCUUCCCAAACCUCCAGUAGAAAACAUUGGGCUCAUCAAGGUAAAGGGCAAAGGCUUGAAAAGGAAGGUGUUUCACGCUAGCUGUGAAUGGCUCAUGCAUCGAGAGUCAACUGGCCGAAAGUCUGGCAAUGCAGGUAGACGGGAACGAUUUAGCCUCACCAAUGUCGCCUCGUGCUAGCAAGAGCCGGAUGUCCAUGAAGCUACGCCGUUCCUCCGGCUCUGCCAACAAGACUUGACCCUUUCAUCCCGAAGAGAUGCACAAAAUGCAACGUCACGCCAUUCGCUCUCACUUCAGGACUCCGCCCAUUGCACGGUCCGAGACAAACCACACCUUCAUGAGAACUGCAGCCACGCCCUCCCACACAGCUGAGAGCCAGUAGGAUCAAAGACACGUUUUUGCGGUUGUUGAUGUACAAUGCGGAAAACGAAAUGUUUAUUUUUGUCGAUUUGUGUUAAUAACUUCCUCUACAGUUAUCAUAGCUGGUCUAGUGUGUUGCCCACUACGAUUGCCAGUGAAAUGAGAACAAAUUGAAACGUUUCCUUUUGAUCGCCAUUGUAUCAGCCACUUUUUAUAAUUGUACAGAAGACUCUUGAGCGCUGAGGUUUUCUUUAUAUGGUGACGCUGGUGAUGGCGUGUUCGAAAAUCAUGUUUGUGGAGCGGAUGUUCAUUUAAACUGAAGCAAUUCUGGCUGUCACGUUCAGUUCAGAUCCUGAUGUGGAACAUGUUUUUAUAUAACAUUCACACUUGCAACAGGUCAUUUUUUGGUUUGUUUGCCGUUUUCUUUGUGCAUCACAUUAAGUGUGGUUGUAAAGCCGUUUUCACUUGAUUAUAAUAUUUUAUCAUUAAUGCUAUAAUGGACCGCCCCUUUGUCAUUUGUAACGGUUAUUUGUGUGUAUAUAUCUAUAAAUAUAAAAUAUAUGCAUAUUUAAUGUAUGUGUAUAGUGUAUGAACAGUAUCUGAUCUGUGUACAUAUUUAACAGUAUUUAAAUCAACCAAAAAAGCAAAAGGGUAAUUAAAGCUCAAGCCACAUCAAGUCAGAUAGAGCUUGAAUGUCUUUCUGUAUGGCUUUAGUAUCGUUUCAUAGCACAGCGGCCUAAGAAACAAGCCUAUUUUACGUCAUGCAUGCCUCUUCAUCUCACCUGGGAUGAGAUUUUUAAGGAAAAGUGUGAAUGAGUCGUCACAUUACCAGAGCUUGCAGGGUGUGGGCGACGUUGCCAAAUUGAGCGGAAUUACACGCUUUACUUUGUGCUGGUUCAGCAGAUCAGCUGGGAGAGAGGACUGUGUCAUGUGAUAUUUUGCUUGUAAAGACACUUGGACUUGGUCUUUGAAGUUUUUGUAAACAUGUAGAUGUGAAAGUGUACAAGAGCAUCUUUCUCCGAAACUCUGUUAAGCGGCACUUGUUCAUUUAAUCACUCUUUCAUUGUUUAAUAGAUUAAGUGGUAACUGAUGCUAUAGAUGGAUGCAAGAUGCAUUUGACAAAAUAUCCCAUGUUUAAGAUCAAAUCACGUUUGUAUAUUUUCUUGGCAGAAACAUUUCAUAAGGGUUAGUCUUUAUGGAAUCUUUUUAAUGUUUCAUUUUUUUAUUUGAAAUUAUUUAGAAAUUUAGAAUAUUCAUAUACACAUGGGGUUGAAAUCAUGCAGCACUCUGUUGGAUUAAAAUGAUCAUAACAUGUAUAUUAAAGGCCUGCGCGCGCACAAGUGACUGAAAUCUGUGCGGAAUUUCAAGUGGAAAAAAACUUUCCUUGAUAGAUUUGAUGUAUGUUUCUACUGACCAAAUGCUGCAUGUACCAGUAAUAACUGCAUGUGUUGAUAUAACAACUGCACAACACACACGCACAUACGCAGAUCCACAAUAAUGUCAUACCGUAGAAUCUUAAACAUUUGUAUCAGAUGUUGAAGGAGGAGAGUGGAUGCGCAAUCACACUUAAGAAUAAAAUGAUUCUUACAACA